Verruconis gallopava is the source of this 1619-nucleotide messenger RNA. RefSeq lists its product as uncharacterized. Gene Ontology annotation, molecular function: GTP binding; GTPase activity. Bases 86 to 1099 code for a protein of 337 amino acids. NCBI's taxonomy places the organism in Eukaryota, Fungi, Ascomycota, Dothideomycetes, Venturiales, Sympoventuriaceae. The record is from RefSeq and is a predicted model, not a curated record. The transcript is spliced from 2 exons. Gene Ontology annotation, cellular component: mitochondrion.
AAUUCAUCGAUCGCUUACAUCCAGAUAAUGUGCAUUUCCUUUGAAUCAGUAACUAAAUCCUGAAAUGUGUUGAUUAGCUUCGAUAAUGUCUUCGUUUUCACCACGCACGAUUUUUCCAACACUGCAGAAUCUGCCGCGAUCUUAUUUCCUUGGUCAUCAUGCAAAAGGACUAUCUCAAAUGAAGCGCAUGCUAUCCCAAGUUGACUUGAUCAUUGAAUGUCGCGACUACAGAGUCCCGAUAACGAGUCAAAAUCCACUUUUUGAGGAGAGUUUGGGAGCAAAGCCCAGGCUGAUCGUGUACACCAAAAAGGAUCUGGGCAGUUCUGGAAGACCUGGGGAAGCCAAGCAUGAAAAGAUUAUUUCAGAAUGGCACAAGCCAGAUCCAUGCAUCUUUCUCUCGAAUCAGGAGAGAACAGAUAUCCAGUCGGUGCUGCGCUUUGCCAGGAGCUUUACGAGCUCGUCAACGUCCAUAACGGGCUCGCGCAUGAUGGUGGUGGGCAUGCCUAACGUGGGAAAAUCCACGCUGCUGAACGCCUUGCGCAACGUGUCGCUAGGCAAGGGCAAAGCAGCGAAAACGGGCGACCAACCGGGCGUCACGCGCAAGGUCUCAUCAAGCGUCAAGAUCAUAGAGGGAUCCGCUUCCGGGUUCGACACCGUUUAUCUACUUGACACGCCCGGCGUCUUUGUGCCGUACGUGCCGGAUGCGGAAGCCAUGCUCAAACUCGCCAUGUGUGGCAGCGUCAAGGACUCUGUGAUUCCGUACGGCACGCUCGCCGAUUAUUGUCUGUACCGGGUGAAUCUACACGAUCCGACCGUGUACUCGGCGUAUCAUGAGCCCACGAACAACGUGCUGGAUUUGCUCGACGGCGUGGCACGGGCGACAGGCAGACUGCAGAAGGGUGGAAAGCCAGAUCUGGAGGCCAGUGCUCUGUGGUUCCUUCAGCAGUGGAGAACGGGCAAGAUGGGGAGGUUUGUGCUCGACCAGGUUUCGGAAGAGGAUCUCAAGAAGAGGAAGGAGGAAGGGCUUGGAAGAAUAAGCUUUCACCAGGCGCUCAAGAGGGCGAAGGAGGACAGAAAGAAGACGGAGGCGGUGCGAUGAAACCAACAUCAUGACAUGUUCGGCUUCGUGUGUCCAUCUUAAAAUCACGUCAAACGCCAGCCGUGAUAAGUGGACCGAACACGUGGAAGCAGCGGCAUCUUUAGAUUGGCACUACGCUUCCCCAGGGCCGAGGAGCACGGUCUGAUAUCCGGUACAGCGUCAGAAUUCUGUGCCACAAAGCUUGCCAUGGCCAGCUGAUCGCAUCAUCAAUUGAGAUCUUGCCACAACGCGCUCAAAAGCUCGAGACAGCUCCCGAUGCGGCUGUGAACAUGCCCCUCAGCGGUCAGAUCCAAACUCGCCAACCCCUUCACCAUAUUCAUUACGGCUUCUAUCAAGGCUUGUGCGCUGAUGAGAACGACCAACUGGUCAAACUCUCGUGCUGAAGCAUUCGUCGUGGAAACCCCAGCGACAGCCCGUUCCCCUUGUCGAACUGUGACGACCUUGUUUUGCUGCCCAGGCAAUGCAGAAUAGCAACAGGUAGAAAUGAAAAAAGCGGCUAGAGUGUACGCUUCAAUUUUUG